Molecule: messenger RNA, 3218 nt
Organism: Erythranthe guttata (spotted monkey flower)
Lineage: Eukaryota; Viridiplantae; Streptophyta; Magnoliopsida; Lamiales; Phrymaceae
Source: RefSeq, a predicted model, not a curated record
UAAAGUGUAAAAAUAUACACUUAACAACACGCACAAUUUUUUUUAACGGAAAAACUAACGGAAGCUACCCCUAUCAACCAUAAGAGGGUUAUGUGCUGAUAUUAUGAGAGUAAGGGGUCCUCUGCAAAAGCUUGUAACCACAGGGGGUCAAAUGCUAUUUACCCUUUUUUUAAACAACAAAUAUUGUUGUGCCUUAUUUCUGAGCAAUACGAGGUUCACGUGGUCAAUAAGAUGCCAUUACCCACAAUGAAAUCGCAUUGCACAUCUAAGAUAAUGAUUUAAGAACUUACUACUUUGAUCCAAAUUAUGAUUUUAAUUGGAAAUUUCGUGAGAAUAAUACUGGAAAUACUUUCUACUUUUGUCAUCUUUCGUGGUGUAAUGUGGAAGUAUCUUUUGAUGCAUUUACAUCCCAUUUGAAGGACGACCCUUGUACUGACGGUAUAUGUUAUUUCGAAGCAAGGAGAGAUGGUAUUUAUUUCUCUGGUGGGGAUCUUCCAAGAGCAAUGAACAAGAUGUAUGACGGGAAAAAUCAUACCGGACGGUCUGGACAAUUUUAUUAGCAAAACUACUCCCCUAAAAUCGCACAAUUUAGAGAUUGUGCUAAAAAAAACAUCAUAGGCCAUUUUCGGUAAACUAAAGGAGUAAUAUAAUUUGCUUUUGUAGGCCCCCAAGGAGACAAUAUGGCUCUGAAAGAUUUUGUUUUUGGACAAAAUGCACUACACCCCCUAUAAAUUUAUCAUUUUUGCACUUUGCCCCCUAAAAUUUAAAAAAAAAAAAAAAAAAAAAGAAUACUCCCCCUUCGAAUAUUAUUUUGGUCGCGCUUUGUCCCAUAACCCAAUUUUUGGAGGGCAUUGUGCGACAAAAAUAACAUUUUUAAUGGACAACAUGCAAAAAAGUAGUGUUGUUAAGGGGAAACGUGCAACAAAAAUACUCAAUUCCGAUGAAUAAUCCAUCAAGGUUUUGCUAUCGGGACAUUCAAUUUUAAAAAUUUUGAUGGGGUAAAGUGCGAAAAUUAGAAAUUUGCAGGUGGUGAUAUGCAAUUUGCCCUUUGUUUUUUUAACUUUGAGGGGGAAAGUGCGGAAAUUAGAAAAUUAUUGGGAAGAAAUGCAAUUUGCCCUUAAAAUAACAUUAAAAAACAAAAAACAAAAAAAAAACAAAAAAAAAUAAAUAAAUAAAUUCGGUAGUCUACGAGCCUUCUUCUUCUGUAGGUACCAGUUCAUUCUUCACUGAAAUUAUCUUCAUAAAAAAGAUGAGAGGAACCGAAAUACUGAUUCGUAGAGCAUUAUUUGCUAAAUCUUCCCACCAUUACGCUAUUUUUACUUAUCCCUUUUCUUUCUUCUGUUCAAAUUUUCACAAAGAUCGAUCCUUUUCACCUAAACCCAGAAUAGAUUUGAGUUGUAUAAAUGAAUUAGAUGAUGCUGUUUUCUUGUUUCGUCAAAUGGUUAGAAUGCAGCCACAGCCUUCCGUUUUUAAAUUCACCAAACUACUGCAAGUUAUUUUCAAGAUGAAGCAAUAUUCGGUUGCCCUUAAACUGUUCGACGAAAUGCGUCAAUCGGCUGCCCCUAUGAACGAGUACACGAUGAACAUCUUGAUUAAUUGCUGUUGCCUUUUGAAACGCGUAGACGUUGGUUUUGCUGUGUUCGGCAUCUUCUUUAAACAGGGCUACAACGCAAAUGUUGUGACAUUCACCACUCUACUAAAAGGUCUCUUUCUAGAUGGUAAGGUGGCCGAUGCGGAAAAAUUGUUUAAGCAGCUUUUGAUUUUGAGACUUUGUGAGCCCAAUGAUUUUACAAUUGUUACUGUGAUAAACGGGCUCUGCAAAAAUGGACAUGUUCUUGCUGCCCAUGAUUUGCUCUUGUUAUUGGAAAAUACUAUUUAUAAACCCAAUGUUAUGGCUUAUAGCGCUGUGAUUGAUGGCUUAUGUAAAGUCGGAAUGGUGGAUAAUGCACUCGAGCUGAAGUCUAGAAUGUUUGAUAAGGGCAUUUCACCUGACGUUGUCACAUAUAACUCGAUGAUUCAGGGCUUGUGCGAUUUUGGUAGAUGGAAAGAGGUGAAACACUUGUUAGAUGAAAUGGUCAACCACAAGAUUUGUUUAACUGUUGUUACUUUCAAUAUAUUAGUGGACUCAUUUUGCAAGGAAGGAAAUGUUAAAGAGGCUGAGGAUGUUUUGGAAAUUAUGAAGCAACAAAAUAUUCAUCCCGAUAUUGUCACCUACACUGCACUGAUAGAUGGAUAUUGUUUGCAAGGGAAAAUGGAUAAAGCGAAACAAGUAUUUGAUUCUCUAACGGGCAACGGCCUUAAGCCAUGUAUUAUGAGCUACGGCACUUUAAUCAACGGAUACUGCAAGAAGGGUAAAGUGGAUGAAGCUUGGCGUCUUUUUCUCGAAGUUUCUUCUAAAGGCUUAGAGCACACAAUAACUACCUAUAACAUCAUGAUACAUGGACUUCUUAGUGAAGGUCGAAUUAAUGAUGGAUGGAAACUUUUCAAUGAUAUGGAAACUCGGAAAGUGCAUCCUAAUUUAAGUACUUACAAUAUUUUGUUGGAAUGCUUGUGCAAGACUCAUCAGAUUUCUGAAGCAUUUUCAUUUCUACGGACGAUGGAAGAUAAAGGAGCAAGUCCCGAUAUAAUCACUUAUCGUAUCCUGAUUAACGGUUUGUGCAGGGAUGGGAAACUUGAAGAUGCAAAACAUCUUUUAAACGAAUUUCCGUCUAAAGGUUUGCAACCUGAUUGUCAAGCGUAUACCAUUGUUGUUGGUUCACUUUGUCAUGAAGGAUUUGUAGACGAGGCAAAAAAUUUGCUUGUGAAAAUGGAGAGAAGUGGUUGUGCACCGGAUAGCGUGACAUACAACAACAUAAUCCAGGGUUUGCUAAAGAGGAAAGAGGUUUGCAAGGCAAUGCCAUUCUUAGAGGAAAUGUACAAAAGGGGAUUCUCGGCGGACGCAGCUACUUCGUCCAUGUUAAUUAAUCACCUGCAAAUAUAUAGCAAAGAUGUUGUUCUUCUAGAAAUGAUUAAGAAAGUUGUACCAAAAAUAUAAAUUAUUUAUUUGAGCUUUUGUCUGUAAUAAAACAAAGUUUUGCUAUGUCUAUAAUGACUAGGUAUAGUUGCCUGUUGGUCUUUCUUUUAUGACUUGGUACGAUUUUUUGCGAUGUGUUUCCGAUUGAAGCGUGUAAAUAAACGUGUAUAUCAUGUUGGCCUAGUGAAUAUCCUUUCAAAUUAAA